GGCAGCAGCAGGGCUCGGAGCAAACUUUGCAGGAAGUGCCGGGGCUGAGCCGAGCCGUGCCGGGCUUGGCCGAGCCACACAAGGGCGGCCGGGCUUUUGGGACGCGGGUUUUGUGUGCCAGGGACGGGGCGCAGGGCAGCGGCAGGGUUUUAAAAGAUCUGAUGUUUGCAUCAUAAGCCACUGCAAUUACCAAGCUCAGAAGGAGUUGCAAAAGACAAAGGAAGUGGAAAUAACAGUUAAUGGGAGACUUAGAAGUCGUGGUAUAAAAACAAAGGAAGUGCCUACACUCAUCUUUGCGCUCUCAGUGUGCCCAUUCUGAAAGUCCCAAAGGAUGAGGGCACCAAAGCGGCAGAGAAGCAAUUAAUGCGCUCAGAUCUCAUACCUCUGCUCCAGCCGUCCUCCCUCCUCUUCCUCACCCCGGCUGCCUCGCGGUGCCGCCGGUGCCUGCCUGCGCGGCAAGUCGGAGCAUGUCCGGCCCCCGUGGACAAGACGCAGAAGAUGGCAGAGCUGCUGGGGCUCGGGGACGAGCGCGGGGAGGGGGCUUCGGGGGCUCCUACGCUCGCCGACUCCUGCCUGGCGGACAACAGGCUCAAUCUGGACGUGUACCCCGACGGCUGCCGCCGGCUCCUGCAGCUCUUCGAGGGGCGGCGGGGAGAGGUGGUGCAGGUGGAGUUCCUGCGGCUCAGCAGCAACGAUCGCCUCCUUGGCGCCGCGCUGGGCAUCCUGCCUCGUCUGAAGCACCUCAAGUCCCUGGUGCUCAAAGGUGGCCAUGCCAGGGACGAGUUUGGCUCGUGUCAGCACGGCUCCCUGACAAGCUUGCCACCAGACGUUGGGAGCCUGAGGUGCCUCACCCACCUGGAUCUCAGCUUCAAUAGCCUCUCCACCUUGCCCAGCUGCAUCCCUCGCCUCCCCGGCCUCCGCGUGCUCUCGGUGAGCCACAACAGCCUGGUGGCGCUCCCCGAGGACUUCGGCUCCCUGAGCAAGCUGACUUUCUUCUCCGCUAUGAAAAAUCAGCUGAAGGACUUACCUCAGAGCAUUGGGGACCUGGCAGCGCUGAAGGACCUGGAUCUUUCAGAAAAUGCUUUGGAAGUCCUCCCUGAAGAGGUUGGAAAUCUGCACAGCUGCACACAACUGGAUCUUUCUGGGAAUCUGUUGUCCAGCAUCCCAGACUCCGUAGGCAAUUUGAAGUCUCUGCGGCGGCUGCAUCUCCACAGCAAUCUCCUGGUGACAGUCCCCGCGUCGCUCGCCAGCCUGCCCAACUUGUCCAGGCUCGAUCUGCAGAACAACUGCCUCCGUACCGUCCCCCCGGAGCUCCAGACCUUGCCUUUCGUGCACCUCCGAGGCAACCCCUUAGGAGAAACGGAGCCGCCCCCGCAGGCAGAGGGAUCUGGUGUCACAGAGCUACAAAGACUGUUCCUCGCAUCAGGAGAGGACAGCUUUACUGUGACUUCUGAAGGCUGCGAGGUGAUCCUGGCCUGUGGCAUCCAUUUCUACUUUCCAGCGGGGGCUGCCUCUGACCCUGUGCGGAUCGACUUCCGAACCCUGGAGCCAGACCCUCGGUGGGUGAAGCUGAGACACCAUGACAUCCUGCUGAGCAGGGUCCUGGAGCUGCAGCCUCACGGGGUCAAAUUCCAGCAGGAGGUGCAGAUCUGGAUGCCGUAUGCCUCCCCGCAAAGCCUCCGCCAGCGUGAGGUGGUUGUUCGGACCUUCAGUGGGCACAGCUGGAGUGAUCUGAGAACACAAGUGGAGCAGGAGACAAAAUCAAAGAAGCACGUGGCUCACUGUCGUGUCCUUCACUUCUCCUGGUUCCUUGUUGUGUCUCGACUUGUGCAAAAUGAAUGCCAAGUGCCCACAGAGGGGACCUUGCUCUUUUCCAGCGUGGAUCCGAACAUCAAAGUGACCUUCCCUCCUGGAGUCACAGAGGAGACUCGCAAUGUCAAACUCCAGGUGCUGCCGGUCUCUGCAGAAGAGAUAGCGGAACUCACGGCUGACGCGGGGUGCAGAGCCAGUCCUCUGCUCUGCCUCUCCCAGGACUCCCUGGUGGAUUUUCUCAGGCCUGUGAGAAUUCAGCUCCCCCUCCCCUUCGGGGUCACAGGGUUAAACUUGGAUCGGUCAAGGCUGCAUCUGCUCCGUGGGGACGUGCAGGGCCAAACCUGGGAUGACAUUACGAGCCAGGUGGUGCUGGAAUUCACCCACCUCUAUGCAGUGUUUGAAGUCACCCACUUCUCCUGGUACUGGCUGUGGUAUACCACCAAGACCUACAUUGGAGGCAUUGCCAAGAAGGUCUAUGAGCGGUUGCGCAUGUACCAGGUGAACUUCAUUGCUCUGCAGAGGAAGAAGGACCCCGAGCAAGUCCUGCUGCAGUGUCUCCCCAAGCACAAGGUUGACCCAGUGUUGAAGAAGCUGCAGGACCGCUACCGAGGACCCGAGCCAUCCGACAUGGUGGAGAUGUUUGAAGGAGAGCAAUUCUUUGCAGCUUUUGAGCGCGGCAUCAGCAUUGAUAUGGAUCGCCCUGACUGUGUGGAUGGACGUCUCUCGUUUAUUUUUUACUCCCACUUGAAGAACAUGAAGGAAAUCUAUGUGACUUCCCCUGUAGACAGGAAGGGCCAAGCUGUAAAAGGCCAGGUCUCUUUCUACCGAGGGGCAGUUCCCGAGAGCAUCCCUGAAGAGGCCAGCAGGAGGAGGAAAGGACCAGACUCCCUCUGGCUUGCUACUUUGCCAAUCAAACUGCCUAGGCUGAAACCCCGCUGGGGUGAGAACCCCAGACCCCAGAACGGUUUCUUCUUCUCUCCCCUGAACCUGGGCAAUGCUGAGACGGGCUACCUGACUCAGGCAAACCUGCUGAGCAUCGCCAGGCGCGUGGGAGCCGACUGGCAGACCAUCGGCCUGAACUUGGGCUUGACCUAUCAGCAGAUUGAGCGCAUAGGGUACAACAACAGAGAGGACCUCGAUAAGCAGAUCCUGGACAUGCUUUUCUCAUGGGCUCAGCAAAACUCCGAGGAUCCUGACUGCGUGAGCAAGCUGAUCAAAGCCAUGAAAGAGAGCGGCCGCCAGGACAUCGCUGACGAGGUUGAAAGCAUCAUUGAGCUGGGGCGGCAGAAAUACAGGGAGUCCAUCCGCCGGGUGGGCUUGGAGCAGGAGAGCAGCACCGAGGACUCUGCAACAGCCACGAUGUAGCACCUGGCAGAAAGAAGCAGGCUUCGUAUGGGGGCUCCCUCUGUGUCCCUGGGGUGACAACGCCUUAGGGCUGCUCCCCAAGGGCCAGCGUCUUCCUGAGGAGUUGGCCAUUGAUUCAGUUGUGAGCAGACUACCGAGCUCUGUUGGGUCUAUACUCGCACGCCACUUCUGCUGGUGGAAAUUUGUAGUGGCCAGGCAGUUCACAGUGCAUUUAUGAGCCUCUCCUGUACUUCUCAACCUUAAGCUUUAGGUUUCAGAAACAGGAAGAAGUUCAGAAACUAAAGCGUCUGCCAGUUGAGUAGUGGCUAAAGUAGCCUUCAGUUAAUUAAUACUGAUUUUACAUAGAUAUCUGAAACUGUCUUCUGCUGGAAAAACAGGGUGUGAGCAUUUGCCAGUAGGUCUGUGUGUGCUCCGGUGCUUGAUGAGAAAGUGGAGGUGCAAUCACGGUGUGAAGUCAAAUGGUGCAGUGGGGACUGUUCAGCUGUUUCUGUCCAUUACGUGCAUUGCUCACACGAAAAUGUGAGCUGUAUUCCCCAUGAGAAUGUUUACUGUUUUCUGCCAAAUCUCUUCUGGUUCCCUCAAGGCCAAAACAAAACCUAAGGCUUUGUGAGGAAAAGAGAAGAAAAGAAUUUCUAGCAUUUUUGGGGGGCUCCAAAAGCUAUUCUGGAGCAAGUAAGGACGUUUCACACUGUCCCUAGGCUCCCGCACCUGCCAGGCUUGUUAGAUGAGAUCUACAAACUGGUGGUCUUUGAUAGAGUACCAGUUUUAUUUUACAAAUAAAUAAAAGUCAAUAACCCCGCUGUUUUGGAAAGACUCUAACUUGGCUGAAAGUAAAAUUUCCCUUGCAGUUUCAAAGGGUUAUUCCUCACAUCCUCUUUGUGAAAUGUGCCCGUGUACUAGUGAAGGAGUUUGCAGAGCUUGGUGAAAAGCAUGAUAUAAAUUUGCAUUUUAGAGACUGGUCCGGCCACCAGUGAGAUAAGCACUGUUAUGGGGUUGGCUUGGACUGUGCCAAGCUAACCUCCCGGUUUUGCAAUCCGAACAUCUUGUAAAAGGCUGUAAGUAUUUAUUGUUAUUUAACUGUCCUCUCGCUGACUGCUGAGGUGCCCUUCUCCUCCUGUCACCCAUCUCGUAGUGCGCCUUAGCUAAUGGCCCACUGACGGCAGUGGGAAGCUGCACGCAAGCUUUUUGGAACAGCGCUGUAAUCUGUGUGUAUUCAGCUCUUUCAGGACACGUUUGGACUCAGCAUAUCCCGCUCUAAGCAAUAUUUAAAGGGCUGUUCUCAGUCUGCAAACCUGUAUAAAAAUGCCAGGUUAUAACACCCAAAGUCAGCCUGCAGCUGCAGGUCUGAGAAGUCCUUGUGCUUUCUUCCCCCAGUGAAGAAUCAUCAGUGCUCUGCACAGCAUCACCCUGAUGCUGUGCUUCAGACCUCCCAUCAGUAUUGAAAGAGGAGCAUAAAAUUGUUGCUCUUUUUUGUUUGUUUUUAAAGGACAUUCUUACGUCUCAGGCCACAGAGCGCGUGGAAUGGGUGUUACAGCACUGGACAAGGACUUGUAGACUGACUCAGAUCUGAUUUCUCAGGCCAUGCUGCCCCUCAAGUUUCGUGUCGGGUUUGUCAGCAGUCCUCUUUUGUGUGCGUGGAAUCUCCAGUAGCCCGUGUCAUUUGUUCUUGUCUGUAAUUUUGAUGUACACCAACAGGGUACUUGGUUUUUCCUCCAGCUUUGGAGAGAUGCAUUAGGGCAUAUUGCUCUCAUUGGGAAUAAUAAAAAAAAAAAACCCA
This is a messenger RNA of Cygnus atratus (black swan), 4954 nucleotides long. It is a transcript of the gene PIDD1, whose product is annotated as p53-induced death domain protein 1. Lineage: Eukaryota; Metazoa; Chordata; Aves; Anseriformes; Anatidae. Gene Ontology annotation, molecular function: protein binding. The coding region runs from base 364 to 3177 and encodes 937 amino acids. Gene Ontology annotation, biological process: apoptotic process; signal transduction; DNA damage response. The record is from RefSeq and is a predicted model, not a curated record. The transcript has 17 exons.